Molecule: messenger RNA, 1775 nt
Organism: Haliotis rubra (blacklip abalone)
Lineage: Eukaryota; Metazoa; Mollusca; Gastropoda; Lepetellida; Haliotidae
Product: retinol dehydrogenase 12-like
Exons: 8
Coding region: 288-1283 (331 amino acids)
Source: RefSeq, a predicted model, not a curated record
GAAGGCUAGCAACGUUUACCACCGAUGUUGUUUACAGGAUAUUUAUAGGUCAUUUAUCGCCCUGUAUGUGAAGACUUGGCAAUUUGCGAGGACGAUACUGCACUGGGUAUAACGACAGAAGAUUUAACGGAUUGAAGGGUUUGAUAACCCGACAUGACCUCACUGCAAGUCAUAACACUCAUACCAGUAGCAGGAUGUUAAAUCAGUGUAUGGGCUCUAGUUGAAUUAACACUGGCUGCGUGCAUAUUCAAAAAGCAACGUGGGUUGUAAAUUUUGUAAACAUCAGAAUGGGUUCCUCGCCCAGUUUUCCCAUUGUCUCUCUCCCUAGGGACAGAAUAGUCGUGGUCACUGGCGGCAACACAGGUAUUGGUUACGAGACGGCUAAACACAUCGCGAUGAUGGGAGCCACGGUUAUCAUAGCAUGUCGAUCGGAACAGAGAGCUACCGAUGCCAUCAGAAGGAUGAAUGACGAAUACCAAGAAGACAGGAAAAACGACAAGCUUAAGGAGGGACAUAUAAAUGAAGACAAACUUCCAAUAGAGUUCAUGCAGCUGGACCUAGCUUCACUGAAAUCAACGAUGAAAUUCAUUGAGGCAUUCAAGUCCUCCGGGCGGAAACUUCACGUUUUGUUGUGUAAUGCUGGUGUGGCAAUGGUACCGAGAGGUCAGACAGAGGAUGGGUAUGAAACUCACUUUCAGGUGAACUACCUGAGCCACUUCCUGAUUGUCGCCCAUCUGCUGCCUAUCAUGAAGACCUCGGGAGAAGACUGCAGGAUUGUGUUCACCUCCAGUCUGGGUCACAAAGGAGCAAGGUUUGACCUUGAGAAGGCACAAGCCCAAAAUGCAUCUGACUAUGGGCGAAUGCUUUACUACGCCAACUCAAAGAUGUACCAGAUUCAACACAUGUUCUGUCUAUCACGCCGCCUGAGAGGAAGUGACGUCACUGUGACGUCAAUGCAUCCGGGAACUGUCUCCACCGAGAUCACAAGAAACUACAGUGAUAUGAAGUGUUUCUCGUGCUUAGUCAGCUGUUUUGACAGUAUGAAAGCUCUACGUACGCCGUAUCAAGGGGCAGUGACGCUGAUUGACCUGGCUGUAAACCCAAAGUAUAAAGGAACAACGGACGUAUACUUUGUUGACUGUAAAUCCUCAUCCAUAGCACGACUUGCCCGGAAUGAGCAGUACCAGGAAGAUCUAUGGAACUAUUCUGUAGAGUGUCUGAAGCAAUAUCUACCGGCAGAUAUCACUGCGUCACUUGAUAUGCCUCAAGAUGGUAACCAGUAACGACCACCACUUCCGACCUCUGAAAAAAUAAAUGUUAGUCAGAAAAGGUAGACAUCGAGCGCUCACUCCAAUCGCUGCGUAUUCACCAUGCAUGGUUUACACUAUCGGGGCUUUGUCUGCAUUAGUCCUCUAAUGUGCAGUUAUCACACUGGCUUCGUGUGCGGAAAGGGAAUUCCAUUCUUACUUAUUUAAGUUACUUGUUUGUUUAGGCCUUUCAGUUUAGGGGCUUCUGUUGGAUAGCUUCCUUUCAGACUACUGUCUAAAUGAUAAAGUCAAACACAUGGUUGUUAUAUAUUAAGACAGCUUACUUCGUGUCCGUUAGGACGACCUUUAGCGUUAGGUGUGCUAAACGUGCUGUCAGGAUCGAUUUGGGGAGGAAUUAGCUAUAGGGAGCAAGCCUUGAAACAAGAAAGGAGAGCUGUGAGUUCCUGGGUUUAUUCAAGCAAGUGUAUGGUUCAACAGGGUAUGUACGGUAACUGCUUACAGAAACAU